Messenger RNA from Naegleria fowleri, 1116 nucleotides. RefSeq lists its product as uncharacterized. NCBI's taxonomy places the organism in Eukaryota, Heterolobosea, Eutetramitea, Acrasida, Naegleriidae. The record is from RefSeq and is a predicted model, not a curated record. Bases 1 to 1116 code for a protein of 371 amino acids. The transcript has a single exon.
AUGUUCCCAUCUGACACGAGCACGGAGAUGGCUUUUCAGAGGAGCCGAUUAUUCUUUCUUGUCUUCAUCAUGUUGCUUCUGGUUAGCGUCGCUUCUCUCUUCGUGUCACUGAACGCUCAGGAAUUAUUAGAGUGUGCCACAACAACAUCUUGUCCAUGUGGAAGUGUGAUUGUUCUUGCUGGGGAAUGUGUCUGUCCUGAUUGUCCAGCUCCCAUUCACCCACAUCAUCCAAUGGAAACAGUUCCUCCACUCUAUCAUCAGCACAAUGACAGCAAUGAAUUGGAGACCAGCCAGACCACAAAAUCACAUUCACGGUCAGCUCGCUCCUCUCACGAGAAGAUUCAUCCUGAUAUGAUCGAACAAGAGAACAAUCACAAAACAUGUCCACACUUCUAUCAAGAACCAAAGUCACAACAAGAUUGUCAAUAUCAUUGUAAAUUUGGAGGAGUUUUUAAAUAUUCCCACAAAUUGAAUUCGCUCUGUAACGAAUGUGAGUGUUAUUGUGGACCAAAUCAAAUGACUUAUCAACAAGAACCUGUGAAGAAUUGUGACAAGAUUUGCCCAAAUGAAUAUAUUUUGGACAUUGAACGAGCAAAGAAUGGUUGCCAAUCGAAAUGUAUCUGCUCAAAGAAUAUAGUUUAUGACUAUUUUCUUCAAGAGAAACAACAGUUCAAUUCAGGGUCAUUCCGAGAAAAUAAGAAGCUCUAUCAUAGGAUUUGUCUCUUCUUAGAGAAACACGCCAAGAAUUCUCCCUACAGUUUAACUCGAAAGUCUUGUAAUGAAGAAUGUGGAAAGAAUGGAGGCUCUCUCAUUCCCUAUCAAGUCGUGACAACAAAUUCUGAAACUGGACAAACUGAGAAACAUUAUUGUUCCAAUCAAGCCACAUUUUGUAAAUGUCAUUCGAGUGAAUCCAAAGAAUCUACUAUGGACCUUAUUUCACACACUGAAGAUAUCCAGACAGAUUCAUCUUUCACAAGCUCACAAUGUCAACACGAAUGUGGUGGCUACCCAAAUGUGGAUUACGUUGAAAACAUAUUUCAGAGCGGAGAGAUCACCAACGAGGACUCCAUUCGAACAUCAUCUCCCCAUAAGAAAUAUCAUUGCCAUUGCAAAUAG